Cloeon dipterum is the source of this 412-nucleotide messenger RNA. RefSeq names its product NADH:ubiquinone oxidoreductase subunit A3 (gene NdufA3). Lineage: Eukaryota; Metazoa; Arthropoda; Insecta; Ephemeroptera; Baetidae. The record is from RefSeq and is a predicted model, not a curated record. The transcript has 3 exons. Bases 131 to 355 code for a protein of 74 amino acids.
CUGACCAUCAAGCUACCUCCUUGAACGAACUAAAUGAGAAAAUUAACAUCUGCUGACAAAAACAUUGAAAAUAUCGAAAAUAUUACGUCUGAGAAGGACUCUGUUUCGUAGAUUUUGAAGUCUUAAACAAAUGGCUGCAAGAGCUUCGCAAACAGGGCUGAUGGCUCUGUGGAAGAAAGGGUGGAGUGAAAUCCCAGAAGUUAUGGGUUCUUCAGUUUUGGGUGUCAUAGGAAUUGCUGCUGCAGCUUAUGGAAUUAAGAAACACCGUGACAGCGACGGCGACAACAAGAUUUAUAAGAGUGAAUACAUCGUUUACAGACCAGAUGACCCCAGAGUGAAGAAUAUCAAGCAAUAAUUUCCUUCCCCAUUACUGUGAAUAGCUGAAAAUAAAUGUAAGAUUGUUAGUUUACAA